AUGGCUGGAGAGGUGAUUCCUCCGCCGUACGUUAUAUCUGCGGAUGACAAGCGCGGGCUCAUUGUUGUGACCGGUGCAGCUGUCUUGGCCUUUGUCUGGUCCUGUUUUCUGAUCCGAGUAUGGUUGCGCCUGCAAUCGAGGGAGUGGCGAUCUGAUGAUUGGUGGCUCGCGAUAGCAACAUUGCUCGACACGGUACAAUCAGGAAUCAUCUUCCAUCUCGUCAACCUAGGCCUAGGAGCCUCACAAGUCGGAGUACCGUUGUCGCAACUGCAGCAACUUGGAAAUGAAGGUUUUGCGUCGCAGAUCAUCUAUAUCUUCGUUAUACUCGCUUCGAAGCUAUCGGUGCUUUCGCUAUACCUAAGACUAUCGCCGGGCGGAUCUCAUCGCAUCGCGUCAUGGUCGCUCGUAGCACUGUCCUGUCUAUGGGCACUGGUAUCCGUCAUCCUGAUUGCUAUACCAUGCAAUCCUGCGCAAACAUAUAUAGACGCGGGCAACUGUACGAACAGGUGGCCAAAAUGGCUCAGCAUAGGCACCUUCGACAUCCUAACCGAACUCCUAAUGUUCCUCGCCGCAGUCCACCUAAUCUACUCCCUCCAAAUGCGCCUACUCGCCAAACUCCUCGUAAUCCUCGCUUUCUCCGCCCGCCUCCCUGUCAUCGCAAUCGCCGGAAUCCGUCUCUACUACCUGGACCUACGACUUCGCGGGUCAAACUUCACUUUCGACUACGUAAUCGCUACGCAAUGGCAGAUGGGAUAUGCGAUCAUGUCGAGUACGAUAACGGGAAUGGGUCCUUUCUUGAAGCCGUUUGAUAAGGAGUACUGGGAGUGGGAGUGGGAGUGGGGGGAGGUCGAGGAUGGAAAGUGCGUUGACGACGCAUUCGAGUGGGAUGUUACCGCCCUCGAGGAGGCAGAUGAUGGGUCAUCAUCACCACCAUGGCCAUCACAGGCGGUCCGCGGAUAA
Molecule: messenger RNA, 960 nt
Organism: Alternaria novae-zelandiae
Lineage: Eukaryota; Fungi; Ascomycota; Dothideomycetes; Pleosporales; Pleosporaceae
Exons: 5
Coding region: 1-960 (319 amino acids)
Source: RefSeq, a predicted model, not a curated record